Ochlerotatus camptorhynchus is the source of this 5003-nucleotide messenger RNA. RefSeq lists its product as uncharacterized. The record is from RefSeq and is a predicted model, not a curated record. Gene Ontology annotation, molecular function: zinc ion binding; ubiquitin protein ligase binding; tumor necrosis factor receptor binding. NCBI's taxonomy places the organism in Eukaryota, Metazoa, Arthropoda, Insecta, Diptera, Culicidae. The coding region runs from base 228 to 3542 and encodes 1104 amino acids. Gene Ontology annotation, biological process: protein autoubiquitination; negative regulation of centriole replication. The transcript is spliced from 9 exons. Gene Ontology annotation, cellular component: aggresome; peroxisome.
CUCUUUUCGGAGCUCUCGGAAAAGCCGCGUGUGUGUGGAUCGGUGCGGAAAAUCGUGCUGCUUAGAGGGACCAACCUUUUUCAUCUGAUUUUGGCUUAGCUGGUGGUUACUUAAUUGCGCGUUUCCCCCACACGAACCUUUCCCUCUAGUGUUUCCCCUUCCACACACACACAGACACACACACCCAAAAACAAACGGAAAAAAACUCCCACCCUGGCUGCCCACGUAUGAUGGAAAAUCGUAAUGGCCGUGAUCGGAACAACAACGACGUAGCAGUCCUCCCGAACGGUGUAAUUCUGCGUAAACUGAAAAGCAAACAUCCGUCCGAGUGCCUUCUGUGCUGGAAGGAAGCCCGCAUCCCCAAGUGUCUUUGUCCCAGCUGUUCGAAACAGUACUGCUUUCAGUGUAUCAAAAAGUGGCUAACCGAUAGUAAAACCAAAACCAGUGAAUGUCCCAACUGUAAGUGUAAGCUUCCGAUUGACGAGCUGGUCCGCUGCGCGGCGGAUCUGGUCGAUACUAAGAACGACGACCUCGACGGUAAUGUUACAGAAGGUGCAAAGCAGCAGCAACAGCAGAGGCGAAGAAACGGCAUCGAGUCGGGUUCGAUCAAGCUGGUCGUGAAAGUGAUCGAGAAUGAUAGUGUCAAAGAGCGGCUGACGAACGGGAAUGCUGCUGCAGCUGCUGAACCGAUGGUUAAUGGUUCCGCGCCGGCUAAGAUGCUCGCCGUCAAUGGGCGUCAGGGGAAGAAAUCGAAGGAAGCCAACAGGAAGCAACGGCAAGAGCAACAACAACAACAAUCGAAUCACAGCGAAACGAAUGGAAAGGUGAGUGAGACAGAGAAGAAGGAACCCAGCAGACUGUGCAAUGGGUUACUGCACAAGGAGGAAGAGAAUGGUCAAGACGUUCCGGUGAACGGAAUUGACGGAAGUGAUUCCACAAAUAAGAAUGCUAACGGAACGCAACGCAGAAAUGGCUUCAAGAAGCCACCACAACCGAACUCCGCUGAAUCGGCUGUACCCGAACCGGUAGUACAGAACGAUGUCACGCCUAAGGAAACUGCCGUAGAGAAUGGGUACUCGUGUCAGCAGGAGCAGAAUGGCGAACAGAACAGCGAUCGACUCUCGUGUUCGCUACAUUCACUGCCACUGAUAUUUUUCUGUUUGUCCUGUAACAUUUGCAUCUGCGAAACCUGUGCCCUUCAUGACGAUUCCCAUGCGGAACACAUCUUCAAGAAAGUGACGACCAUCUACGAAACGAAACUCGAAGCCGUCAAACUAGAAUUCACCCACGUAACGACUUACUUGGAUGAGAUUGGAAAGGUAAUCGAAGGUGUUGAACGUAACAUCGAUUUGAUAAAGGCAUCGAAAGCGUUUAAGCUCCAGGAGCUUAGCCGAUUGCUACACUCGGAAGCGGAAUGCAUUGAACGCCAGAUCAAUCGAAAACUGUCAACACUGCAAGAUCAGAAGGAUGCCGUAGCGAAUGAGGUCAAUCGGGUACAGUCGGCCUAUAAAAAGUUGGAAAAGGAGCUGAUCGCUUGCCCGAAACAGGAUCUGCUCGUAAAGGAUAGUGAUUUCGUCAGAAGAUGUAGCCAGCUGAUUGAGAAACCUAUCGAAAGCUUCGUGCACCAACCGGUGGCAGCUGAUUUGGAAUGUGAUUUCAUUCCGGAGUUCCGCUCGGAAAUCUUCAUUGUGAAGGAUUAUCAGGCGAUCGAACCGAUCGAAGAAUGCCGUACCUCAGAUGUGCUGAACGACGUAGUAGGCUUCGGCUGGCGAUUACAUGCGUGGAAAAGUGAUCACCUGUCGGUUACUUUGAUGAUGACGGAAGGCGUCAGUGGAAGAUACGAGUAUUGCAUCGAGUUGCUGCAUGACACGGAUCCGUCCAAAUCGAUCAAGCUGACCCACAUCGAUCAAUUCGAGCUGCACCGAUCGGGACCCGUGCACGAUUUGAUCGAAAACGAACGGCUAUUGGAGCAGGGAUUUAUCAGUGAAUCUAACGAUACGUUGCAGAUCAAAUUCUCCGUGAGACCCCCGACAAUCGUAACGAAAAGCCGCUACCAGCAAGAAUACAUCGACCAAUCCCGGAAGGACAAUAUCAACGAGUACGACAGCAACGUCAUCACCAUCUGCAACGUGCGCGAUCCGACGACGUCGAUCGUGCUCUCCAAGCAGUACACCGACACGGUAGGCUCCCGAUGGCGGCUGAAUGUCUAUCCGAAGGGCAACAACACCAACUGCCGCUAUCUCAGCACGUACGUGGAGCUGUGCGAUGGUAUCGCUGGAAGAUAUCAGUACAUCGUGGAGCUGUUGCACAAGGAUGCCCACCGGCAGGUCAAGUUCCAGUCGGAGGAUCACUAUCGGGUGGGGGAAAUCCGAGGCUACCAGAAGUUUAUCCGGGUGAAGCGAAUCCUAGAGGAGGGCUACCUGAACGAUGACGGAUCGAUCUACAUCCGGCUGUCGAUCAGACCGGCCACGUUGGCCCUGCGGUGUCAGUAUCAGGAAGAGUACCAAUCGCUCAAAGAGGAGAAGAUCUUGUUCCAGUUCAACAGUCAACUGAGUCAACAUUUGACCAAGAUUAGGACCUUGCGAGAGGAGAACGUGGCGCUGCAGAGUAUAUCCUAUCCGGAGUAUAAUUCGAAUAUCUUUGUGAUGAAGAAUUUCAACAGUUUACGACAGAAGAACGAAGACAUCUGCUCGGACAAUAGCUAUGACGAUUUGGGGUGUUGUUGGAGGUUGAUCGUGUACGCCAAUGGCGACAAGGACGGUCGGGAUGAAUGGUUGAGUGUGUAUCUACGGUUACUGGAAGGAAUUCCAGGAAGCUAUGAAUACUGCGUUGAACUGCUGCACAACGACCCAGCCAAGACUGUCAAGAUGGAGGGAACGCAGAAGUUUGAAAUUCAGGAACGAUUCGGAUGGUCGAACUUUGCCCGUCUGGAUAUGGUCUGUGCCAACGGGUUCGUCAACGAGGAACACGACUCCCUGUACUUUCGAUUCUCGCUGAGGCCUCCCAACUACAAAGCAAAAUGCGAAUACCAGCAGUUGCUUCGGGUGGAUGCAAAGCGGGAGAAUGAAACGCUCAAACGGGAGCUGAUUCCGGCCUACAGCACGAUCACCUACACGUUGAAAAACUUUUCCGAACUGCAGCAGAAGGAUGAUUUCGUCUACUCCGACCCGCUGAUCGAUGACUUGGGUUUCACGUGGCGGCUGCUGAUCUACACCAACGGACACAACGAGGGACGGGGAUGCAAUCUGAGCGUGUUUCUGAUACUCUUUGAGGGCGUCUCCGGAAGCCGCUUCGAGUACCGCGUGGAGCUGCUCCACCGUAAUCCGCUGGCCAACAUCAAGAUGGAAGGCGUCAACGUGUUCAAGCUGAAGAAGAUCUGGGGCUGGCCGCAGUACAUCCACCACGACCGGCUACGGCAGGAGGGCUACCUCAACGAGGACGACACGCUGGAAUUCCGGCUAUCGAUCUGUCCGCCCGACAUUAAGCUUAAGUGCGAAUACCAGCAGGAGUUCAUUAGGAAGCUUAAGGAAACCCAAAAGUAGGUUAAUAAGUUGCAAGAGUGAGAAAACGUGAACAUGGUGAGUAUGUGUGACGGCGACGCGGUGACAGGGAUCAGCAGCAGCAGCAGCAGCAGACCAAGCAAGGGGUGGGUGCAUAUGGGGGAAGAAAAAGGUGGAAAUUAAGCGUGCAAGGAGGCUGAGAACGAAAGGUAUGACGCUAGGAAACACACACACAAACACACGCAACUGUGAGGAUGGUGUACGGAGAGGAGGAAGCUUCACAAUGGCCACGAAUGAAAAAGAAAAGUUAUUAAAUAUGUGCGGCCAAUCUACUCUCUUAUACGGAGGCAGAGGGAUGCGUGGAGGCAGUUCAAAGGCAGUAAGGAAGUUUAUAUUUAGCACAGAAAUGAAAGAAAUUAAUAAACGGUUUUGAAAUGGACUGAGCGAUGUGUCAACGCGCAGUAGGCGAAAAGGUGCGAGGCCCACCCGCCUCCUGCUUUGGAGGUCCCUGUUCUUUGUUGACGUAUGUACAAGUGUGUUUUUACCUACCUUAAUGUCAUCCGUUCUUUUUCCCUUGCCUGCUGCGGUGGGCUGUAUGGAAGAAAUGAAGAAUAUUUUCUAUUUAUUUACACACACCUCAUUUUGUGUUUUAAUCUAUCCGUUAAAUUAUUAAACUCUUACGCAAGUGGUAUAUCCACCUCUGCUCUAGGUAGGUCAGGAUGAGAGAUUUAUAGCCGCAUGUUUGCUUCUUCUGCUUAAAUAUUCUUCUUUUCACUGGAUGUGAGUAACAAAGUUGUGCAAAUUUCACAGAUGACAGCGAAAACACCGAUUAGAUAGCGAAAACAGAAUUGUAUAGAGGAAAAACCCACCAACGGCAACAAGAAAUUGGUGAAAUUAGCGGAAGAAGACCGCCGGUUCAGCGAGUGUGUGCACGCGGAAUUCGAGAGUGAGAAAUCAUUUUUAUUUUAACAGAUUAUAUGAAAAUACAUGUGAGCCACCAGAGAGAUUGAUAUUUGCGAAACACUUGUUAAUAGAUAAGUCGUGGAUUCAUUCUAUGAGAGAUUAUGAUUUCUUUUUUUAAUUGAAUUUUCAAUUUUAACUCAAUUGACGAAGCAGAUAGAAGCGAUUCGUUGGUUUCAGGAAAGGUCACGACACAGGUUAAAGAAUUAAUUCGUAAACAAGAACAAACAUUGACGAAACAGGAUGAUCAAAUUCUUAUGCUUCGGUGUAACGUUUUUGUUUGAGGAUAGAUAAUUUUUAUAAUUUAUUUUACUACUACUUAUGAUAAGGCUUAAACGAAAUUGCUGGCACUGUGGUUGAAGAAAGAGUUCGUAUACUGUCGUUUCUAGAACAAGGCGGUGAAAGAAGAAAAAAAAGUCAACGCAAAUGAUAAGCAUAUUAGCCUCAGAAUUUUGAACUUUUAUCGAAAUCGACCGCCAGUGGAGAAACUUUUGAAGAACGAAAGAAAUUCCUAUAUGAAAUAAAGAGUGAUUUUGAAAUAAA